UCACAGAAGUUGUUCUUGAUUGAACUUGCGCACUGCUUAGAAGAUGGAUAAAGCGAGUAAAUCAGUCCGUGAUGGGCGCACCUACAAAGAGAGAUCGCAACCCGAAGAGCGCAAGAAAUGGGGACUUCUCGAAAAGCAUAAGGAUUACUCUGCCAGAGCGAAGGAUUUCAAUAAGAAGAAAGCAAAGCUUAAGGCGCUCAAGCAGAAAGUGCUCGAGAAGAACCCCGAUGAGUUUUACUUUGGGAUGGUGGGCAAAAAGGGCCCUGUGAAAACCGGCAAAAGAUAUACGGGAACUGUGAACGGAGAUCGAGGCAAUCAAAUUUUAAAUCAGGAUGCUGUGCGAUUGUUCAAGACACAAGAUCUAGGCUAUGUACGGACGGAGAGAAAUAAGGCAUCGAAAGAGGUUGAAUAUUUAGAAAAGAGAGCCGUGGGCAUCAAAGCACGUGGAAAGAAAGUUGUAUUUGUGGAAGACGAGGAAGAACAGAGAGAAAAGGCGGGAGAGGACGAUUCAGACAUGGAUAUGGAGAUGGAUUUUGAUUUUGAGGAUGAUAGGUCUGUUGACGCGAAAAAGGAUGAUGAUACAAAGGAGGACAUGGCAACCAGAAAUCUCCGAAAACUUCGGGAAAAGGAGGCGGAUAAAUUGGAAGUUAAAUUAUCAAUUGCACGCCAACGGCUAAAAGCCCUGACCGAUGCAGAGGUGGCCUUGGAUUUACAACGGGCGAAAAUGGCCAAAUCUUUAACCAUCGGCGGUGUCAACAAGAAUGGAGUCAAGUUCAAGGCACGGGAAAGGAAAAGAUAAAAUUGUUUAAGCGACCUUCAGUCAUAUCGAAGGCUGCAUGCUGAAACGAUAAUGGCCAAAGAGAAUUAUACUGGGUGCGACCCCUUCAUCGACCUGCGAUAAUAAUGAGAUACCCCGGGGAUAGCCCAAGGAAGGAAAUUA
Messenger RNA from Botrytis porri, 940 nucleotides. RefSeq lists its product as uncharacterized. The record is from RefSeq and is a predicted model, not a curated record. Lineage: Eukaryota; Fungi; Ascomycota; Leotiomycetes; Helotiales; Sclerotiniaceae. Gene Ontology annotation, cellular component: small-subunit processome; nucleolus. The coding region runs from base 44 to 799 and encodes 251 amino acids. The transcript has 2 exons. Gene Ontology annotation, biological process: rRNA processing.